Messenger RNA from Acaulospora colombiana, 516 nucleotides. Lineage: Eukaryota; Fungi; Glomeromycota; Glomeromycetes; Diversisporales; Acaulosporaceae. The record is from the annotation of a GenBank genome assembly.
AUGGCUCAACGUCCUUCACCAAGUUCACUGCCUUCCCACAUUGACGACUUUCAAAUCAUGUCACCAGAUCACCCUAACCUUCAAACUCUUACCUCGCUAUAUAAAAAGACAACACAAGCUUUCCUUCUUCGAAAUUACGACACCGCUUAUUCCUUGUGUAUGUCUGCGAUUUCGAAGCUUGCCGAUUUCCCACCGGUCACCGUUUCACCUUCAACCAAAAUUAUACAGAUUAAAAUAUGGUGUCUCUACAUAAAUCUCGUAGCUGCCCUGCUUGCCGAAAAACCUCCGAUAGUCACGGAAGAUCAUGAAAUUAAGAGGCUCUUGGAACGACCUCCCGAAAAAAUAUGUGACGAGCUCAAGGAAUGGGAUGCGGCAAGCUCUUUUCUCGAUAGAGACGAAAUCCUUGACAAAGAGCACAAGAAGGCUACCCAGGUUUUAUCCUCGCUCACAAUCCAGCCUUUUUCUACCUUUUGCUUACCCAUCAAAUUCAGGCCAACCCACCCUUCGUCUUCCUAA